Drosophila suzukii is the source of this 566-nucleotide messenger RNA. The record is from RefSeq and is a predicted model, not a curated record. NCBI's taxonomy places the organism in Eukaryota, Metazoa, Arthropoda, Insecta, Diptera, Drosophilidae.
CACGCCGAACCUUCUUCUUCUUUGGCCCAAAAACAACUUGUUGAGCAUCGCCCCCUGUUUGUUGGUCCACGCACACGCACUUAUCGGCCUUAACACGUCACCAGGCUAAGGGAAUCCCUAACAACACCUGCAGAAGAUCGAGAUGCGCCAGCUGAAGGGAAAGGUCAAGGAGACGCGGAAGCAGAAGAAGGAGCGCAAGCUGGACAACCUCGAGAGCCAGGCCAAAAUCCGGACCGUGGUUCUGCCGGCGAUGGGCGUUCUGGCGGUCUUUCUGGUACUUUUCGUCUACCUGAAAACCCGGCCGACGGUCUUGGCCUGAUCGAAGGGAGUCCGACCUCCAGUGGAAAGUGCAAUUGAUUCGUUAACACACAUAGCUUUAGAAGUACCAUAAACCGCAAUUCGUCCAUAUAAGCUGUUUUAUUUCAGUUACAGUCAAACUUCCCUAACACAAACCGAGCGCGACCAAAAAAGGUGCGGUGGGGAAAAUGUAUUCCUAGUUUAUUACUCUCUUUUAAAUUCCCUCGAUACAUAUAUUAACGCAACUGUUUUGCUAUAAAUAUAAGUCA